Messenger RNA from Mytilinidion resinicola, 3500 nucleotides. Its product is annotated as seven-hairpin glycosidase. The record is from RefSeq and is a predicted model, not a curated record. Gene Ontology annotation, molecular function: mannosyl-oligosaccharide 1,2-alpha-mannosidase activity; calcium ion binding. Gene Ontology annotation, cellular component: Golgi membrane; endoplasmic reticulum. The transcript is spliced from 4 exons. NCBI's taxonomy places the organism in Eukaryota, Fungi, Ascomycota, Dothideomycetes, Mytilinidiales, Mytilinidiaceae. Gene Ontology annotation, biological process: N-glycan processing; carbohydrate metabolic process. The coding region runs from base 216 to 3071 and encodes 951 amino acids.
AGGAGUCGCUCCUCCGUACCGGACUACCUGUCCUGUCCUCCUCUCUACAAACCUCCACCAGCGACUCUCCACAUUCGCUUCCUAUCCGUCCUUUUCCCUCCCCGGCGGAAUUAUGAGAGAGUAGGCGCCCCUCGUGUCUUCCCGCGCCCCGGCCUUCCAUCCUAUAUCCCGCGCGACAGGUAUCCGUUGUUAAUAAAUCCUGCCGCACGUCCACCAUGUUUCGCUACCGAAGAUAUCGCGUCUUUGUUGCUCUUGCUGUCGUUACCAUCUUCGCCCUAUACAAAUUCGGCAGCACAGGAUCAUGGCGGCAACCGACCCUGCUCCCAACCGGCGAGAAGUCAGCACCGCUGGAGGAGGAUUCCGAGGGGACUGUCCCGCCAAUAUCGUGGAUGCCGAGGCCACAUGAGGUUGUCAAGGAAACGAAGAAGCUACAAGUCGAGGUCUCAGGCAUUGAGACUUCAGUGACCCUCCCGCUCGAAACCCCGCCGCCAAUUGCGAGCGUCAGCCAUCCCGUCCAGAAAGCGCCUCCGGGAGCUCCAAAGUCGGCAAAGGAACAGGCAGUGUCUCCUGAAGCAGCUCCAUCAACAUCCAUUUCGCCUGUUGGCAUGGGACAUUUGGAAGAUGACAAGAAACAGUUCAAACCGGGGAAUAGCGAAGUCCUCCACGAGCACGGCGAAGGGAGACACGAAGUCCCGCCCGUACCCUCCGAUGCGCCAGCCAUAUACUGGGAACCCCUCCCCGAGCAUUUCCCGGUUCCCUCUGGAUCGACUAUCCAGCUGCCGAGCGGCUCGCCGAAACCAAUACCCAAGAUUCAAUUCGACUUCAAGGAAGAGACCGAGGAGGCAAAGACGGAUAGGCUGAGUAAGCUUAAGACUAUCAAGGGAGCCUUCUUACACUCAUGGGCCGGAUACAAGGAUAAUGCGUGGAUGAAGGAUGAAUUAUCACCUGUUUCUGGUGGCUUCAGGAACCCCUUUGGGGGCUGGGGUGCAACAUUGGUGGAUACGCUGGAUACGCUGUGGAUGAUGGGACUGAAGCCUGAGUUUGAGGAGGCCGUCGAGGCUGUCAAGACAAUUGACUUCACCACGAGUCCCCGUGGCGAUAUCCCGAUGUUCGAGACCACAAUCCGCUAUUUGGGUGGUCUGCUUGCCGCAUACGAUAUUAGUGACCAGAAAUACCCGGUUCUGCUAGAGAAGGCUGCCCAGCUUGGAGAGGUGCUGAUGGGUGCUUUUGAUACCCCCAACAGGAUGCCAAUCACCUAUUACUAUUGGAGACCUACAUUCGCCACGCAGCCUCAUCGCGCGAGCAGCAGAGUCAUCUUAGCGGAGAUUGGUUCUCUCUCCGUAGAAUUCACCAGACUCGCCCAGUUGACUGGCGAGCCGAGAUACUAUGACGCUAUAGCCCGGAUCACAAAUGCUCUCGAGGUGUAUCAGAAAGAGACGAGGCUGCCGGGCAUGUGGCCGAAGUAUAUUGACGCUUCUGGCUGCAAGCGACCGACCAAUGCUAAUUCGGUUGAGCCCGAAGAAAAGGAGGUAUCGGAUGCUACGCCUUCGCUUGAGGAUGACUUCGAUGAGAAUGAGCUGGUCCCACUGGAAUUGCCGAAGCCAGUUGAGUUCAUUCCUGUCGGCAACAAAAAGACGGAAAAAAAACUGCCGGAGAAAGAAAAGAGGCAGCUCGAAGCGCCAGACGCUACAUUUGUGGACGGUAUAGUUCCCAGGACGGCAGUAGAGGCCGCUCAAAAGGUUCAGCCUACUAUUCCCGCUGUCCCUGAGUGCGAAGAACAAGGCAUGGUAACGACCGACGAGUUUGGGACUGAGUCUUACACGCUAGGUGGCAUGUCUGAUUCCACUUAUGAAUAUCUACCAAAGGAAUGGCUUCUCCUGGGCGGUCGGGUCGACUCAUACCGGACGAUGUACGAAAAGUCCGUUGAUGUCGUAAAAGAACAUCUCCUUUUCCGUCCGAUGCUACCCAACGGUGCCGACGUUCUCUUCUCCGGCUCUCUCAAUGUCCCAAUGCUCUCCUCCUACACGAAGUCCGGCGGAAUCGGCGAUCUGGAGUACGAAAAUGCGCAUCUCACGUGCUUUGCCGGCGGCAUGUUUGCUCUCGGUGCCAAAAUAUUCAACCGCGACGAAGACCUGGAGAUCGCGAAGAAAUUGACCGAGGGAUGUGUGUGGAGCUACAAUGCUACUACGACCGGCAUCAUGCCCGAAAGCUUUUAUGUCGUAGGAUGCGAGAGCCAGAAGAGCUGCGAGUGGAAUGAGACGAAGUGGUGGGAGCAGAUCGAUCCGUAUGCUGACAACAGGAUAAAGAGCUACAAGGAUCAGAUGGGCAGGUACACCAAACAGCUCGCGGAGGCAUCGGCAAGCUAUGAGGCGGCGAUGGCAGCGGCAACGGGCGCGCCCGAAGCACAAGCCACUGGAGUUGUGAAGAAGGAGGUAGAGAGCGAGGUUGCAGAGGUGGGGGCGGAGGCCACAGAGUCGCCAAAGGGUGCUGGCCUCGAGAAGAGACAGUUGGACCCAACGGAUGAGAAGCCAUCGAAGACGGAAAAGAAGUCAGAGGAAGAGCCGUUGUUGAAGAACCCAUCAGCGAAGGCGAACGACAACGAGGAAAUGAGCCCAUCAAAUUCAUCGGACAAAGCAACACCCACACUCCCCGCGUUCCCAAUCCUCUACUCUCCCCGCCCCCCGCAGAGCCACGAGGAGUUCGUCAAGAACCGCAUCCAGGAAGAGAGGCUACCAGAGGGCAUCACGAACAUCCAGAGCAAGAAGUACAUACUUCGCCCCGAAGCCAUCGAAUCCGUCUUCUACCUCUACCGCAUCACGGGCGACGCCCACUGGCGCGAGGUCGGCUGGAACAUGUACCAAGCCAUCGCCGAGCACACAACGACCGAGUACGGCAACUCGGCCAUCGACGACGUCACCAAGACGGCGCCGCAGCUGACGGACGAGAUGGAGAGCUUCUGGCUCGCCGAGACACUCAAGUACUUUUAUUUGCUGUUUGCGGAGGAGAGUGCGGUGAGUCUGGAUGACUGGGUGCUUAAUACCGAGGCGCAUCCUUUUAAGCGGGGGGCAUGAAGAUAAGGUGGGGGGCACGGGUGGCGUUCUUGGUGUGGGCUGUGAUUACUUACCCAGGUAUAUGGAAGGGGUGGAGAAGGGGCUGUACAUUGUUAGUCGCGCCUAAAUCCUAUGCAUAUUCAUAUUCCUGUCGAGAGUGGUUCUGGGUCGGCGCUCCUUUAAGUGCAACCUGCCCGGGACUGGUCCGUGUCUGCCUGAAUCCCGGAGCCGAAAUGUUGACGACGACAAGUUUAAUGAAGCCGUUGGAUUAGGGUGUUUGGUUCAGGAUAGUAAGGGAUCGUGUCUAUCUCUUCAGGAGCAUUUCUUCAUCAUGUCACGCUUAAUGUUCAUGUAUGCAACCAAUGCUUACGUGUAAGUGAGGUUGCUUUGUAGAGCUGAAAUCAAUAUAUAUAAGAGCUCCCUAGCCCGGCUCGACGCGAGUUAUGUAGC